Molecule: messenger RNA, 1278 nt
Organism: Prunus mume (Japanese apricot)
Lineage: Eukaryota; Viridiplantae; Streptophyta; Magnoliopsida; Rosales; Rosaceae
Product: Pectin lyase-like superfamily protein
Biological process (GO): pectin catabolic process; cell wall modification
Molecular function (GO): pectinesterase activity
Source: RefSeq, a predicted model, not a curated record
GAAGAUUUUGCUCUCCCUAAAACAUGGCUGGGUCUGCAUCCACAACAUUCAUUACCUUGGCAAUCAUUUUUUCCAUCGCAGUAACUUUCACAAAUGUUGUCGAUGGAUUGACUGCGGAAAAAGUAAUUGACUCUCCCCUGUUGACCCAAAAGAUUAACACCAACCGCACCAUCAAGGUCGAUGUCAAUGGCAAGGGAGAUUUCAAAUCAGUUCAGGCUGCCAUUGAUUCUGUUCCUGAAGGAAAUAAUAAGUGGAUCAUCAUUCAUGUUAGGAAAGGGGUGUACAGAGAAAAGGUGAUCGUACCACGUAGUAAGCCCUAUAUAUUCAUGAGAGGAAAUGGGAAGGGAAGGUCCGCCAUUGUCUGGUCCCAAAGCUCUUCGGACAAUGUCGAAUCUGCUACUUUCAGCGUCGAAGCUCCCCACUUCAUUGCCUUUGGGAUUAGCUUCAAGAAUGAGGCUCCCACAGGCGUGGCUUACACCUCGCAGAACCAGUCAGUGGCAGCAUUUGUGGCAGCAGACAAAGUAGCAUUUUACCAUUGUGCAUUUUACAGUACCCAUAACACCCUCUUCGAUUAUAGGGGCAGGCAUUAUUAUGAUAACUGCUACAUCCAAGGCUCAAUCGACUUCAUCUUUGGACGUGGUAAAUCUAUCUUCCACGCCUGUGAGAUCUUUGUGAUUGGAGACAAAAGGGUGUCAAUUAAGGGGUCUGUGACAGCUCAAAAUAGGGAGAGCGAGAAGGAGAACAGUGGGUUUGUGUUCAACAAGGGCAAGCUGUAUGGUGUUGGGGACACUGUGUAUCUUGGCAGGGCCAAGGGUGCCUUUUCCAGAGUAGUUUAUGCACACAUGUACCUCUCCAAGACCGUCGUGCCUCAAGGCUGGACCAAUUGGAGCUAUUCUGGCGGCAUAGAAAACUUAUACCAUGCGGAAUAUAAAUGCAAAGGGCCGGGAGCCGAGGCUGGAGGGCGAGCUGAAUGGGCCAAACAACUCACUGAAAAAGAAGCUGCCCCCUUCUUGUCUAUCGACUUCAUCAAUGGCCAGGAAUGGCUCCCAGUGUGGCUAUGAAUUAAUUGAUGUCUGUUUGUUCAUGAACCUCGAUCAUUAGAUCAUUAACCAGGAGUUUACGACAUUGAUCGAACAUGCAAUGCAAGAGGCUCAUAUAUGUUUGAUUAAUCCCUAUAAUAUCUUUCCAUACAAAUGUAAAACUCUGUAUUAUAAUCAAAACUUACAUUAUUCAGAUACAUGGUUCUAUCCAAUCCACUAUCCCAUCAAUUGCUAGCUA